Messenger RNA from Schistosoma turkestanicum, 1150 nucleotides. Lineage: Eukaryota; Metazoa; Platyhelminthes; Trematoda; Strigeidida; Schistosomatidae. The record is from the annotation of a GenBank genome assembly.
AUGCAACAUCAGUCGAAUUCAGUGAAACAACCUUCAAGACGUUUAUUUCAAUCGUUAGAAAAUAAUAAAUUAUGGACUAAUUCACAUGAUCGGAAUAACAACAACACCAUUCAAACAAAACCAUUGAUCAAUGCUCAAUGUCAACAAACAUUCAAGGCGAUCUGUCAAAAAAAUCUUCAACAAUUCUGUGAAACGUAUGAAUUUGAUUUAAAUCAAAUGAAACCUCUGGUUGAAUCGACGAUCCAUGGCGAGGCCAAUGAAAAUGAUCGAGAAAAUCACAAUCACACAAGGCAUAAACAUAGAUGGCAUUGGGAACAGUUGGAUACCACCACCACCACAGUCAACUACAUACCGACAUUUUAUUUGAACAAUAAAUAUCAUUCUGACAGUUAUUUGCUUCUUCAAUCUCAUCAACUAGGAUAUUCGGUACCACCGAAUACACCACACAAAUCCAUCACAAAGUCAUUCACCAAUGAUCAUAAACACAAUUCACUUGUUUCAUUCACAUUGCACAAGUCACAUUCACCUGAGUGUAGAUCGUCUUCAAGGACAGUUAAUCAAUGCACACAAGGUGAACCCGUUGCACAUUCGUCGUUCCAUGUGUGUCGUGUUCGAAGCAGAAAUUCAUCGAACGCUAGACUCUCAUCUGGUAGGCGUUCCAUGCACUCUUCACAUACUGGACAUAUACGAAGUAAAAGUGAAGGGAAGCAUACUGACCGCAUACAACAUUCACAACUGGAUGGACACUUGAAAUGUGGUGGUGGUGGUCGUGGUGAUUCAACUUGUCGUUUGUCUGAAAUCCCACAUAAAUUGCCAAGUUAUUCUUCGCUCUCUAAUUCUUCUGACAGUAUUCCAUGUUCAAAGGAUGUGAAUUGGGCUGAGAAAUCGGAGCCAGUUUCAUAUUGUGCCAAUCAAAUAUCUCCCUGUCCACCAUCGACAUCGAACACAAACUUUAGUUUGAAACAGAUGAAAUUGACUGACAUGUUCCCCGUGAAUAAACCUGUCAAAUCAUGUACUACAGUGUGUACAAACUCAUAAAAUGCACAACUUAUUGCUGCUGAUUCAUUGAGAAAAUCACUCAACGCAGAAUUGUGAUAUUUCAACUAUUAUUAUCCUCGCAUUCUUUUCAAUGCGUUUUAUGCAUACAGAA